Messenger RNA from Truncatella angustata, 810 nucleotides. RefSeq names its product Metallo-dependent phosphatase-like protein. The transcript has a single exon. Bases 1 to 810 code for a protein of 269 amino acids. The record is from RefSeq and is a predicted model, not a curated record. Gene Ontology annotation, molecular function: hydrolase activity. Lineage: Eukaryota; Fungi; Ascomycota; Sordariomycetes; Amphisphaeriales; Sporocadaceae.
AUGAUCAAGAUUCAGAUUCAGUCAGAUCUACAUCUCGAGGCGCCAAAGGGUUACGAUGUAUUCGAGGUUACUCCGAAAGCUCCAUAUCUUGCCCUUCUGGGAGAUAUCGGUUGUAUUGCCAAAGACUAUGACGACUACGCCAACUUUUUGUUCACUCAAUUGCGACAAUUCAAGGUCGUUUUUUUGGUCAUGGGCAAUCAUGAACCCUACCACGCGAGCUGGCCUCAAGCAAAGAUUCUGAUAGGCAAAUUCAACGCGAGUGUAGAGGCUCAAAAGCAAGGCGGAGCGGAGGAGCUCGGUUCUUUUGUCCUGCUUGACCGCACUAGAUUCGAUAUCGACGACGGCGAGGACCACAUCACAAUCCUCGGGUGCACGUUAUUCUCAGACGUGCCUCCGGAGUCUCAUGAGGCUGUCAGUUUUGGGCUCAAUGAUUUCUAUCACAUCAGGGAUUGGGAUAUCGAGAAGCAUAACAAGGAGCACCGACGUGAUGUCGAGUGGCUCGAGUCGGAAACUCAAGCUCUGGAGGGCUCGGGCAGGAAGGUCGUCAUCUUUACUCACUAUUGUCCGACUGAGGAUCCUCGGGCUAAAGAUCCUCGACAUGGAGAAAGUGCGAUCAGGUCUGGUUUUGCCACCGACCUGGCAGACAAUUCUGCUUGGCGAAGUGAUUCAGUUACGAUUUGGGCCUUUGGCCAUACCCAUUGGAACUGUGAUUUCAUAGAUGAGCGUGGAAAGCGGGUAUAUGCUAACCAGCGGGGAUACUACUUUAGACAAACCACAGGGUUUGACGGGACAGCUGUGGUAGAGAUGUAG